This is a messenger RNA of Lichtheimia ornata, 2532 nucleotides long. RefSeq lists its product as uncharacterized. The transcript has 2 exons. The coding region runs from base 1 to 2532 and encodes 843 amino acids. The record is from RefSeq and is a predicted model, not a curated record. NCBI's taxonomy places the organism in Eukaryota, Fungi, Mucoromycota, Mucoromycetes, Mucorales, Lichtheimiaceae.
AUGUUGGAAUACAAUACAUCAAAGCUAGCUGAUGAUGGUGACGACAACGCUCUUUUUACUCAGCAACAACAACAAAGACGUCUCGACGAUACCACUUAUCAACCCCUCGACGAGAUUCAGCUCACUCGUGAUUUCCGCGCUUCGCUGAUCCUCACUCAACUUGGUCACCUUGAUCCAUUACCGCCGUCGUCGUCGUCAACAUCGAGUCCACAAGUCGCCAAUGAAGCCGUCAAGAGCCAUUCAGUACACAACACCACCCCACCGCUAUCGCCAUCGUCGUCCACAUCAGAGGUGCGUGGUGGUGGCUCCAACAGCAGUCGAAGCAACAGUGAGAUCGUAGCAGGCGUACCAUCAGUAGCCACAACAACGGUAGUCGCCCCAAAACAGCAACCAACGAACACUAUGAAGGGGGAGGUGGUUGAUUUCCAUGAUAUUACUUCGGGUCCACCCAUUAUCCCAAUGGCCAAGCCUCCACCAAAGAAGACCAAGGAACCGCCUUUUUCGGCUAGCAAAGGCAAAUCUAUCUUUGAAUCAGAUGACGAAGAUCUUUCGGACGAGGACAUCUUUUUCAAGGACUUUUCACGUGGCAUCCGUUCUUCUCGUCUUGUCAUUGAAAAGUAUUCCAACACCAACAACAACAACAAUGGAUCUUCUUCUCUCUCUCAACGCAAGACGAGAUACAGCAAAUUUGAUCUUGCAGCAUUCGCCCAUCACUUGCACGAGAAUCGAUUAUCGGUCAUGCAACUACGUGAAAGCAAUAUCCAGUUAUCACAAGAAGAUGAACUCGAGCUGUUGCGAUUGUUGAAAAAGAGGAAAAGCAUGGCAGUAAGCAUGGCAACCAACGAAGACAACAAUGACACCAAUGACCCUGAAUCAUCAUCUGUUGUAUCACCACCACCACCACCAUCAUUACCAUCUCCUAUCAACAAUGAAAAUAUACCCGAACGACCAAUAACCAAAAAGCCUUCGCUUUUGUUACGCAAGAUGCAUCACAUGGAUGAUGAGGAGAUCCAACGUCGAAAGUCUGUGCGUAAAUCCCUGAGCAUGGAUGCCAUUCAUCAUGUCACAGCUUUGUAUGAUACUCCAACGCCACCAUCACCACAACCUGUACGAUCCCCUUCCACACAAAAAUCCUUGUUAAACGAACCAUCCACAACACCAUCACGUUCCACCCCAUCAUUGUUUGCCAGUGAACAACCAAAACAGCGUCAUCAGCAGCAACAACAACAUGUUCAACCUGAUACAACAGAGCCAACAACAUCAUCCGCUCCCUCAUCGUCAUCAUCAUCAUCACGUAGCCGAUCAAUUGGGCUCUUUGGCAGCUUACGACAAGCCAAAAAGGCAGCUCCUUUUCGUGGAUUAGUGAGGAAUUUGAGCAAUGCUGGAUCAGCUUACCGCAAUAGAAAUCGUUCAGCCAGUCAGCAGCAGCAACAACAACAUCAACAACAUCAAGAUGGUAUGACACCUGCUGCCAUGGCGGUGAUGCAACAUGACAAACAAAUCAAGGACGACAGCAUGACCAAAGAUCUUAGCGCCAUCAAAGAUGAUAUUCAUCCUCCACCACAACAAGAUGGUGGUUUGUUGACUCAUUUACUUGCCAAAGCGGGUAAAGCAACGAGACGAUCCAAUACCACCAAGACCGUCAAUAUGCAGCAACAACGAUCAGCUGGGGGAUUACGACAACGUAGAGAUAAAACCAAAUCUCGAGUGAUACGACGUACAAUCAUUUAUGUGCCACCCGACUCUCUUAAUUUCAUGAAGAAUCUCAAUGGAUCAUUAUCAUCAUCAUCAGACAACAGCACCAACAACAACAUACCCAUGCCACCUUUGCCUCAAGAUAUGAUUGAUAAGAUACGACAAGUGGAUCAACGACGACGAUCUAAAGCUACCAGCGUAGCCACCAAUACACAACAACAGGAGAAUGCUGAUGGUGGAUACUAUGAUGAUGAAAGUCUUUAUGAUUAUUAUCAGGGAGGAGAUGACAAUAGUGAUACGCCACAGCUACAAGGAUUGGAGGUGCGAGAAAUGGAUGAUGGCACAGUGGAAUGGGGUAUCGUUAAGAAGCAAGGCAAUCGUAAGAGCUUUUAUGCACACGACAACACCGUGGAACAUAGCCGAGAGGAUGACGAAGAGGAUGGUAGCCAUGGUAUUGAGGAGCAUCUUCGUGAAUGGAUGAAAUUGAAUGCCCAGCAACAGCAACAGCAACAACCAUCGCACCAUGAGAGUGGAUCAUCGUUAUCGCCACCUCCUAUCCCAAGACGUUCUCCUCGACGACGGAUCGACAGCAGCGGAGAGGAUCAUCGACGUGCUAAACACAUUUCUACCAUUACGUCUUCCAAGGAUGCUUCCACCAUUGAUGUAUAUUUCGCACCACAACAAACACUUCCCAGCCUUUUACAAAUGAUUGCCGACUCGACAAAGGAACAAGAAUUAGCCAAAGAGCGUGAAAAACUAGAAUUGGAAAGAAUGAAACAAGCAUCAGUGGAGGACCAGCUCGAUGAAGUAAUGCGAUCCUUCCAACACACAGAGUAA